AUGCCACGUCCAAUUCGGGUGCUGUGUCUCCAUGGGUGGCGAACCAGCGGCAGCAUCUUACAGCGCCAGACAACUGCUCUACGUGAAGCGUUUGGCCCAAAGGCCGAAUUGGUGUAUGUAGACGCUCCCUGGCCCGCAUCGGGUCCCGCACAGGAGCUGGUGCGCUCGUUCUACGGCAAGAACGGCCCAUUCUACCAGUGGUGGGACGCGCUCAAGCGCGAGGACGGCGAUACCUAUCGCUACGAGGGCUUCGAACAUUCUCUAGACUUCCUGGUGGGUCAAGUUCAGGCUCUCGGCUCUGUGGAUGCUAUAUUGGGGUUUUCGCAGGGGGCAGCUGUUGCCACCUUGUUGACAGCGCACUACCUUUCGUUCUACGGUCAUGUGCCCUGGAAAGCUUGUGUUCUGGUAGGGGGGUUCUACCCUCGCAGCCCAGAGACGCUGGAGCUGCUGGAUGCAGCCAAAAGCUCAGUCGACGGGGCCAUCAACGUCCCGUCGGUCCAUGUCAUGGGCAAGGCGGAUCCCCGAGUUCCCUUGAUGGAGAAGCUGUUUAGAAGCUAUACGAGCUCCAGACGAAUCAGGUUCGACCACGACGAAGGCCAUAAAUUCCCGUCCCCACUCAAGUACAAACAAAUGUACCACGACAUCGCCCAGGAGGUACUAAUUAUGACGGGCCAGGCCUGGGCGUGA
Messenger RNA from Phytophthora infestans T30-4, 687 nucleotides. Its product is annotated as serine hydrolase (FSH1)-like protein, putative. NCBI's taxonomy places the organism in Eukaryota, Oomycota, Peronosporomycetes, Peronosporales, Peronosporaceae. The record is from RefSeq and is a predicted model, not a curated record. Gene Ontology annotation, cellular component: cytoplasm; nucleus. The transcript has a single exon. Bases 1 to 687 code for a protein of 228 amino acids.